This is a messenger RNA of Leopardus geoffroyi (Geoffroy's cat), 951 nucleotides long. RefSeq names its product small nuclear ribonucleoprotein G-like. NCBI's taxonomy places the organism in Eukaryota, Metazoa, Chordata, Mammalia, Carnivora, Felidae. The transcript has a single exon. The record is from RefSeq and is a predicted model, not a curated record. Gene Ontology annotation, cellular component: precatalytic spliceosome; U1 snRNP; catalytic step 2 spliceosome. Bases 343 to 573 code for a protein of 76 amino acids. Gene Ontology annotation, biological process: mRNA splicing, via spliceosome. Gene Ontology annotation, molecular function: RNA binding.
GCUCAUGUCUGGGGUUCCCCCUGCUGGUCCCUCACUGAACUUCAGUACCCUCAUGGUUCUCUGCUCUUAGCUCCUUAAAAAUGCAGUUUAACGCACAAAAAAAAUCUGCAAACUGACCUACAGGGAAAUGUCCUGCUUCUUCCAUAACAAGAUAAACACAAAUAGAAACCAUGACCAAGUGCACCCGGGGUCAGGGAGCCAGUGGCCCUCACGUGCUGCCCGGCAGUGGACACUGCUUAGCUGUUUGUGAAGUCCAGUCCGGGCUUGCUAAUAGAAUCGUCUCACUUUGGGGAACUCACCCAAGUCUUUGAGUGGCAUGUCUGAGCUCACCAAGUAGAUGCCAUGAGCAAAGCUCCCCCCACCGGGCUGGAAAAAUUUAUGGACAAGAAAUUAUUAUUGAAAUUAAACGGUGGCAGACACUCCCAAGGAAACUGUGGGGGGGUUGAUCCCUUCAUGAAUCUCGUGAUAGAUGAAUGUGUGGUGACGGCAACUAGUGGGCGACAGAACGACAUUAGAAUGGCGGUAAUUCCAGAAAGUCAUGUCAUCGUGUUAGGAGCCUUGGAACGAGCAUAAACAGUGGGUGUGCUCAAGGGAAGAAACCAGCGGCUUCCACACACCCCCUCUCUAUGGCACCUGUUUUCCUACAAUGUAAAAAUCAGAUCGCGCAUGUUCAUACUGAACUUUUUUGUUAAAUAAACUUUUGUAGUUGAAAAUGCUUUCUCGGACAUUCUGAACCUAGAAAAUCGAACGUUAGCUCUUAUUCUAAUUUUUUCUAAUAUGAACUAUUUCUCGUCAAGAACGACUUGUUCCAAACCUUUUAUGCAUUGAUAUAGAAGAAUCUGAUUAAAUGUGAAGCAUGGCUGGGGCGCCUGGGUGGCUCAGUGGGUUGAGCAUCCAACAUCAGCUCAGGUCAUGAUCUCACAGUUCGUGGGUUCCAGCCCUGUAUCGGGC